AUCACUUGUUGCGUCAUGAACACAGUUUAUGAUAGAACCGACACUCGUUUUUCUUCUGCACUCUCAAUUUUCAGAUUUUCGUCUUUUCUUCUUUAGUAUUUAAAUUUAUAUUUGUGUCAAGAUCAAGAAACUUUUGGAAAUUACAAGCAAAAGUCCAAAUAGAAAAUCGUAUCGAAUGCUACUACACAAAUAAUUGUAAUCCUAACCUAAAUAUUUCAUAAUAUAAAAUUCAACAUGAGUGAUGAUGUAGAAUCUUUACUUGCAGAGAAUAAAAAUCAUGGGCAAAUACGAGAGGAACUGAAAGAUAUGAGUUUCGAAGAAUUGCUAAAAUUAAAGGAGAAACUGGGAACCAAGGUAUAUAAUAAAGCAGUAUUUGGAAACAAAAACAAGAAAAAGACAGAAUUUAAACGGGAAAAUAAGAACAGACCACGUGAAAUGUCUUCUAAGAAACCAGUUUUUACAUUUAGAGAGAUAGUUCCGGUGAAAAAAGUUGCAGCCCGAGAUCCCAGAUUUGAUAGUUUAUGUGGUACAUUUAAUGAGAAAGCUUUCAAACAUUCUUAUGCAUUUAUUAAUGAUUUAAAGAAGAAUGAUCUCAAAACCUUGCAAAAUGAGCUAAAAGAGGCUACUGAUCCAAAAACUGUAAGAAAGAUAAAAUAUCUCAUUCAAAGGCUUGAAAAUCAAUUGAGGGAAGAAAAUAGGCGCAAGGAGAAAGAAGAGAAGAAGCAGGAAGAGAAAAAGAAACUGCUAGAAUCAAUAAAACAAGGAGAGAAACCUGUCUUUAAGAAAAAAUCUGAGACAAAAAUACUGAAUUUAGUCUCGCAGUAUGAAGAAUUAAAAAGUAAGGGUAAAUUAAAGAAGCAUAUUGAGCGAUUGCGGAAGAAAAAUAAGCAUAAAGACAGAGUAAAAUUGAAAACUCAGAUGGAAUAAAAUGUGUAUAUAUUGCGUACUUACAUAUAUAAGUGCAUACCAGAAUUGUGCAAAAAGAUAGGAAAAGGUUAAAUAUAAAAUUAUUGACACUUUGCGCGGUUGCGACUUUAUUAUUACGUAUGUUUUCUAAUAAAAGAGGUUGAAUGAAAUAAAUGGUGAAUUUAGAUCUGUCCGAUCGUCGGUAACAUCGCGAUAAGUAAAAUAACGUACACACACUAAUAUAAGAGUAUAUGUCAUACAUAAUUCGUAACUCUCGCUGCUAGAUGACACUGUAUAUUUUAAUCCUGACGGCGGAGAGGUUUGUUCACUGGUGAUCAACUGUACUUAAUUGUAUGAAGUAAACAAUUAUUUGGAGUAUCCUCGGAUAUUUGAAUGAUUCAAAUAAUGAAUGAUUAUUAUUUAAUAAAUGAUUGAAUCUGUCAAGUUA
Molecule: messenger RNA, 1354 nt
Organism: Nylanderia fulva
Lineage: Eukaryota; Metazoa; Arthropoda; Insecta; Hymenoptera; Formicidae
Product: ribosomal RNA processing protein 36 homolog
Biological process (GO): maturation of SSU-rRNA from tricistronic rRNA transcript (SSU-rRNA, 5.8S rRNA, LSU-rRNA)
Cellular component (GO): 90S preribosome; nucleolus
Source: RefSeq, a predicted model, not a curated record